GAACCCUCUCAGUACUACCUCUACGUUUUUCCAGUGAAAUUCAAAAUACGCGGUUACUUUUCUGUUUCAAAAUGGGCAAUAAAAUUUAUUUAAUGUUUUUGCUCGUCAUUUUCAGCUUCGCCACAAAGGCAACAGCUCGCCCACAAGCACCAGGUUCUACGUGUGGGCCAAAUUCCCAAUAUACAACAUGCGGCACUGCUUGCCCAGCCAAGUGUAGCGAUAAUCCACUAUUGGGACAAGUUUGCACUGCGCAAUGUGUCGUCGGCUGUCAGUGUAAUCCAGGUUAUGUGCUGAACAAUGCCGGAAAUUGUGUGCUGAGGAGUGAAUGUUAAUGAAUGCUCACUUGGAAUACCUGAGUGGUGCUUAUUUCUUAGAAAUCAUAUUUUUGGAAAUCAUUAAUUUGUAAAAUUUUUGUAUUGCUAAGAGAUCCAGAAGCAUGCAGAGAGAAAUCUCUCAGAAGAAAUGAAAAACGUCAAGUUUGAUUAAAUAAAAUAUAAACAUAAAAGUGAA
This is a messenger RNA of Anastrepha obliqua, 510 nucleotides long. RefSeq names its product chymotrypsin inhibitor-like. The coding region runs from base 72 to 332 and encodes 86 amino acids. NCBI's taxonomy places the organism in Eukaryota, Metazoa, Arthropoda, Insecta, Diptera, Tephritidae. The record is from RefSeq and is a predicted model, not a curated record. The transcript is spliced from 2 exons.